AUGACGGUUUUGAAGCUUUUUGGAAUCAUCUUUUUCUGUGGCCUGCUCUCACCCUCUCAGGAAGUCUUGUCUGGGCUGUCCUGUGCUGUCAGCCCACAGGCAAUGCAGAACGUUCUCUCAGAUGCCAUAAUUCAUAAUGGGCUCAUCCACCAGCACCUGCAGGGUCUCGUGGUUCCCAACAUCAUGGGUGAAGGGGGUCAGCUGAACUCUCCCACCAGCAUCACGGACCUGCACCUGAUCAAGGCCUGGGUGCCCAGGCUGUCGGUGGUGCUGCUGCCAGGGAUCGGGCUCCAGCUGACCAUCGGGGCAAAGCUGCAGCUCAGAGGCAACUGCUUGGUUGGCCUGCUCUCAGAGCUCAUUGAUAUCUUAGUGGAGGUGAACAUUACUGCAAACAUUAAAUGCACGAAUUUUGAAUCUGGCACGUUCCAGGUUGUCACUGAAGACUGCCUCUGCGUUCUUGGGGCCAUAAAGAUCAAGGUCCUUUCUGGCUUGCUCACCCUGUCAGUGAACGAGCUGGUGCUCCGCCAGCUGACAGCGACUCUGCCCGCUUUGCUCUGUCCCGUGGUCGAUAUCGUGAUGAACCUGGUGAACAUCCAUCUGCUGAGCACUCUCAAUGCGGUGAUCCCGGUGGGCACAGCAGGAACAAUCCACUACCAGCUGGCCAGCAUCCCCUACACCUCUGGCAAGUUCCUUGGGCUGGAUUUAGAUGGCGUGGUGAAGCAGGUGGGAGGCAGCACCAUCCCGCACGACUCGUCCCCCUCUGCUUUGCCUCCUCUGAUGGACCGGCUCCUGCUCCUGGUGAUGCGCCAGAGCUUCCUCAAUGCAGUCCUGUCCCUGCUGCUCCAGCUGCCCCCACAGACCUUCCCCUGCACGCCAGAAGUUUUCUCGGGUGCCAGCCGCCUGCGCGAGGCCGUGCGGACCAUCGCUCCUGCUGGGUGCUCCGCCUGCAGUGGGACCAGUCCUCUGAGCAUCAAGCUGGUGUUGAGAGGGAACCCGCUCAUCCUCUUGGAAGAAAACAAAGCCAGUGUCAAGCUUUCAGUCCUGAUUCAGCUGUUCAGUAACCACUUAGAUGGAUCCAUCCUCAACUUCCUGCUGCUGAAGGCUGACCUUGCUCUGAACGUCCGUGUGUCGAUUGUUGGGGGCAGGCUGGUGCUGCAGCUGGCCUUGGGUGCCCUGAGCAUGGGGAUCCCGCUGCCCAAGGUGCUGCGCAUUCCCUUAGUGAAUGUGGAAUUUCAGAUCAAAGCGGGUCUGAUCAUGUUUCUGGUGUGA
This is a messenger RNA of Passer montanus (Eurasian tree sparrow), 1269 nucleotides long. Its product is annotated as BPI fold-containing family B member 4-like. Gene Ontology annotation, molecular function: lipid binding. The transcript has 13 exons. Lineage: Eukaryota; Metazoa; Chordata; Aves; Passeriformes; Passeridae. The record is from RefSeq and is a predicted model, not a curated record. Bases 1 to 1269 code for a protein of 422 amino acids.